AGCAGUGGGUACAGGAUGUUUUGAAAGGUGUUUAUAUGGGCCAAGUAGUGGGGUUUAGCUUCAAUUCUUCAUCUAGAUCACCGUUUAACCGAGAGGAGAUUGGAAUAAACGCCAUAUUCGCCAGAGAAGAUGACAUACCAGCAGAAAUGGAGAGUGGAUUUCAUGUUCUAAGCGACAACGAAGAUCUGCAGACGCUCAUCGCAGGCGCGGAAGAAAACAAUCUUGUCUUCGAAAGGCCCAAGACUCUCUUUGAAGAAAUCCGUGCUUCUAUUAAUAACAAUGAGGAGGAGGAUCGAUCCUUUUGGAGGCCUGUGCUUCCCUGGGGCGGCGUGUUCACCAUCAAGGCUGGACGGAAAGCUCUGUCCUGCAUCCCUCUCUAUGUCAAGAUCAGUCUUAAGAACACCUGCACCAUCGACGGCUUCCUCAUGAUCCUCUACGUGAUCCUGCGGGACAACCAGGGCUUCUCCCGGGAGCUGGCCGUCUUCCUGGGGAAGCGCUUCGUGGAGCAUUUCCUGCACCUGAUGGACUGCUGCGACUACACCACGGUGAAGAUGCUGUGGAUCUGGGACAGGAUGUCCAAGCAGCAGUACCGCUCCGCCAUAAGUCACGCGGCGCUGGAGAUCGACUUGUUUGGCAACGAGCACGAGAACUUUACGAAGAACCUGGAGGACCUCAUGUCCACGUUGCAGGAGAGUCUGUGCACCAACUGGAACUGUCCCGCACGCUACCAGGAGUUCCUCAGAACUACAAUAACUAUCAGUCCUCCUCAUGAGCUACCACGGCGAGACCCGAUCCAGUCGGCCGUGGACGAGUUCUUCUGCCCAAAGCUCCUGCUCUGCUCGGAAUUGGGCUGCGAUGGACUGAGGGAGUUUUCCCAGAGGGUCUUCAGCCACGGACCCCCGCCUUUUGUUAUCCUGAACAUGCAGCAGUGGAAGUCCGAGGAGCUCUCGUACGUUCCCUACCACCUGGCUCUCUCUGGACACAGGUACACACUAGAGGGCGCUACUCUCUUCAACCAACAGGAGCAUCACUACUCAGCAGCCUUCCAGAUCGACGGUUGUUGGAUGCACUAUGAUGGUCUGAGGAGCGACAACCUGAUCCUGCUGCACAAACCGCCCGAGCUCCUGCUGCUCUCCUCUCUGGUCUACGUCCGAACCUCUGACAAGUGAAGGCCGAGGACGCCAGCAACAACAGCGUUACAGACAAUUCAGGGAGACAAAGAUGGCCGGAACGCACACUAACACACAAGACCAUUGUGGGAUCUCCUGCUUCAUAUGGUGUGGGAAUCAGAAAUAUUAUAGUUGUAGCAACAUUAAUAGCAACAGCACUUAAUAAUAAUAAUUCUAUAAAUAUGCGCAACCAAACUACAAGAUGAAGUUCACUUGUCUUCACUGUGGGAGUCGGUUUUAAAAUGAUCAUAUUGAGUGACUGAAAAUGCCGACGUGAGGCCAGUCGGACACCGUCUCUGUGUGGACCGGGCCUUGUCAAGUCCCUGCUCUUGUAAACAGUUUGUCUUAAGUUACUUCCUGGUGCUGUGUCUAUCGUCAAUUCCUGCUCAAUCCCCUGUGCUCAAUAACCACAGCUUAUGUUGGGGCCACGCUUGGUAUCCAAGUGAAGAAGACGACAGGAGCUAUGUCUGGGUAAAUCAUCACAGGUCGCACUGCUGCUUUGCUAAAGAGCAACUUCGCUUUCCCUCAAAUGUGGAUAUUUUUUUUUACUGAAUUUUCUACUGUCACUACGAUUUGACAUUAAAAAGUUUGUAAAUGAGUUGAAUUUUUGUUUUAAUUAUGCCAUUUAAUAUCUUUUUAUGCAUUUUAGCAUAAAGUAUACUCAGUGUUUUUGAAAACUACGUAACAAAAGCAGUUGAAAAACAUGUCUUUUUAUGUU
This is a messenger RNA of Synchiropus splendidus (mandarinfish), 1887 nucleotides long. RefSeq names its product chromosome 16 C14orf28 homolog (gene dorip1). The record is from RefSeq and is a predicted model, not a curated record. Lineage: Eukaryota; Metazoa; Chordata; Actinopteri; Syngnathiformes; Callionymidae. The coding region runs from base 36 to 1169 and encodes 377 amino acids. The transcript is spliced from 5 exons.